AUGUCUGCAGAAGGUGGUCAAUUCAAGCCUGUUCCGGAGAAGCAGGCCCAGGACCUUCCAGGCACAGAGAGGGACAUGAAGCCGACUAGCGAGUCUACAAAGCUUGAAGGCAAAGACAAGUUCCACGAAUACCGCGCUGCCAACAAGCUCCAAGAUAGUAAGGCUCUGAUCACAGGCGGAGAUUCUGGAAUUGGACGGUCAGUCGCCGUCCUCUUUGCGCGUGAGGGUGCAGAUGUGAGCAUCGUGUACCUCCCAGAAGAGCAAAAUGACGCCGAGGACACCAAGAAGAUGGUUGAGGAAGAGGGCCGCAAGUGCGUGCUCAUCGCCGGCAACCUCAUGGACAAUGAGACGUGCCAAAAGGCGGUCCAGAAGCACGUCGACGAGUACGGCAAGAUACACAUCCUCGUCAACAACGCAUCCAAGCAGAUCAUGUGCAGUGACUUGAAGGAUAUCGACUUGGAUAAGGUUGAGAGCACCUUUCGCAGCAACAUUCUGCAGAUGUUUGCCAUUACCAAAUAUGCUCUUCAUCACAUGGAGACUGGCGGCUCAAUCAUCAACUCGACGUCCACGGUGGCCUUUAGGGGUACAGCCUCGAUGGUCGACUACGCAUCCACCAAAGGCGCAAUCACGUCCUUUACCCAGUCCCUCGCCAAGCAGCUCGUUUCAAAGGGCAUCAGGGUCAAUGCGAUCGCUCCGGGCCCUGUGCAUACCCCCCUUCAGCCGUCUUCCAGACCAGCAGAGCAGAUGGAAGGGUUCGGCCAGGGGUCUCAGCUCGGUCGUCCUGGACAGCCCAGCGAGGUUGCACCCAGCUAUGUUUUUCUUGCUUCCAAAGACUCGGAGCUUUACUAUGGGCAGGUUCUGCAUGCUUAUCCUCUCGGGGAUUAG
Fusarium keratoplasticum is the source of this 885-nucleotide messenger RNA. RefSeq names its product putative oxidoreductase YhdF. The record is from RefSeq and is a predicted model, not a curated record. Gene Ontology annotation, molecular function: oxidoreductase activity. Lineage: Eukaryota; Fungi; Ascomycota; Sordariomycetes; Hypocreales; Nectriaceae. The coding region runs from base 1 to 885 and encodes 294 amino acids. The transcript is spliced from 4 exons.